Messenger RNA from Nicrophorus vespilloides, 372 nucleotides. RefSeq lists its product as uncharacterized. The record is from RefSeq and is a predicted model, not a curated record. Bases 1 to 372 code for a protein of 123 amino acids. NCBI's taxonomy places the organism in Eukaryota, Metazoa, Arthropoda, Insecta, Coleoptera, Silphidae. The transcript has a single exon.
AUGGCACAGGUCGGAGAAAGGAGCCUGGACUCGACAACAUUUCACCUGAGCCAGGCGCUAUCUGGCCAUGGAUGCUUUGGCAAGUACCUGCACUUCAUCGCGAAGAAGGAGGAUGAAAGGUGCUGGUACUGCGUGGAGGACGAUAGCUCUGAGCACACGCUAUUUAGGUGCUGCAGAUGGGUUGGAAGGAAGCACAGGGCGGAGGCAGAAUUGGGAGUUCUGCUAGAGCCUGAAAAUAUUGUCGGUGAAAUGUUGAGGAGUGUGGAUAGCUGGAAUGUUGUAGCGGCGUACAUAACGGAGGUGCUGCUAAGCAAGGAAGAAUACGAGCAGAGGGCCUACGAGGAUAGUGGCAGUGGAAGCCAGCAUUAUUAG